AUGCUUCGCCGAGCUAAGAGGCUUCGUGAUUUUUUCCUCCCAUUUUGCCUGGAAUAUGACUGUAAAGAAAUGCUUUUAACUCCAGAGGAGUGGCGCCAAAUCGAUUACCUGCUCUAUCUCACUGAGCCCUUCUUUGAAUAUACGACUGAGCUAUCGAAGACACGAGAUGUAACCAUACAUCUUAUAUUCAAGCUUUAUAAUGCAUUAUUUUUGCAUCUUGAAAAGUCCAUGGCGCAGCUUAGGCAGAAGCGGGUUCCAUGGAAAAGGCACAUACUUCAGUGCCUUGAAGCUAGCCGAUUAAAGCUUGAUGAGUACUACACACAGACAGAUAGUAUUCCAGGGCACAUAUAUGCAGUUGGUACAAUGCUAGCUCCUGACAGCCGGUUCCAGUUUUUCCAAUCAGAUGACUGGGAUGGGUCCUGGCGACUUAAGUACCGGAGUGCAUUCCAGACAGCUCUUACUCCCUACCAAGAGCACCAAGAGCAUCUUUCUCAUACGUCAGACACAGGAAGCUCCCUACCUACACCAAAGCUAAGCUUAAAGCUUAAUAAGAUAUUAAACAAAAGCAAACCGAAGACAAGGCUAGCUAAAGAUGAAAUGACACAAUAUCUUGAUGGUGACACUGUUGAGACUGAGCCUCUUCAAUUCUGGAGAGAGCACCAAGGACGUUUCCCUAUAAUCUCUGCACUUGCACGGGAUGUUCUCUCAAUCCCAGCAACAGGUGCUGGUGUAGAGCGGCUAUUCAACACUGCCCGGGAUAUCUGCCAUUAUCGCCGUGGUCGUAUGAAGUCUGAAACAAUUGAGGAGCUGAUGCUGUUUCUCUGUGCUUCAAGGUUUGACCUUGAAGGGCAGCAGAGGAAAGAACUUCAGCUAUUCUUUUCCUUAGAUGAGAUUGAAGCAGAAAGGGAGCUAGAUGAGCUUGAUGGAGGUGGUAUAAGUGAUCGUGAGGAGGCUGAGGAGGAGGCUGAGGAGGAGGCUGAGGAGGAGGAGGUACUACAGCUACCAGAGAUGAGUACUCAGCUACGAACAUCGGGAAGGAAGCGAAAGAACAGGGAGGAUGAUGGAUAUGAGCAUUACUAA
Molecule: messenger RNA, 1080 nt
Organism: Penicillium malachiteum
Lineage: Eukaryota; Fungi; Ascomycota; Eurotiomycetes; Eurotiales; Aspergillaceae
Product: hAT family dimerization domain-containing protein
Exons: 3
Coding region: 1-1080 (359 amino acids)
Molecular function (GO): protein dimerization activity
Source: RefSeq, a predicted model, not a curated record